This is a messenger RNA of Musca vetustissima, 2384 nucleotides long. RefSeq names its product NCK-interacting protein with SH3 domain. The coding region runs from base 12 to 2369 and encodes 785 amino acids. The record is from RefSeq and is a predicted model, not a curated record. Gene Ontology annotation, biological process: endocytosis. The transcript is spliced from 7 exons. NCBI's taxonomy places the organism in Eukaryota, Metazoa, Arthropoda, Insecta, Diptera, Muscidae. Gene Ontology annotation, molecular function: protein binding; Arp2/3 complex binding.
AUAACAUCGAAAUGCUGAAAGCUUUAUAUGAUUUUCAAGCCGCCUAUCCCAAAACGAUUAGCUUCGAUGAGGGUGAAUAUUUUAUUUUAUAUCAGACCUCGGCAAGACAAAGGAACUGGUGGCAAGUGGUCAGCAUGAAGGGCAAUAUUGGCUUUGUGCCCUCCAAUUACGUAAUGAAAAUUAAGGUUGAACCAGAUUUCCUAAUCAGUUUCCUAAAUUCAUCCAUUGAAUCACUGGAACUAUCCAAAGAAACUGAAAUAAAUGGAAUUAUGCCCAAAGAAGAACUCCUAGAGAGGCUGAGAGAAAAGAAAAUCUCGAUGGAGAGAAUGUAUUUGGACAAUUCCGAGCGUGAUGCCGAUUCAUCAUUAUCAUUUUCACAGAGUAUUGGAGAUGGCAAACAUAGUGCACCACAUGCACAGGAACAUCGACCUCACAGUCCACCACAUUCUAAACGUUUGGAUAGUAGUAAAAAAUCAAUAUCAAGUCCUUCCAUGGCCACCACAUUGCCUCUAAUGAUAUCGGAGUCGCCCAGUAUGGGUUCAAUGCAAGUGCAGACCCAACAAAGUCAACAGCAACAACAACAGGCUCAAUCACCAUCACCUGCACAAAAUAAAGUCAAUGAUGUAGCUCAAGAUAAUAGUGUUACCUCCGAGCAUUCUGAGACUACGACAACAACUACAACAACAAGUGAGGAUGUCAUCACCACCUAUAAAGAACCAAGUCUAAAUGAUUCCUCGGCAUCGUAUACACAUUCGAAAGAAAAUGGAACACUUAAAUCGGACAAGGAGUCGUCAUUGGCGUCAACGACGACGACAACGACGUCCAACAAAGAACGAAAGUCCAAAGAAAAGGUGAACAAAAUAAAUGAGGCUGACAGCCGAAAUCAUGCUAAGACACAAAAUGGUAUUGCUGAUAAGGAUGACAAGACAACAACAACUGGUAAUGACCGUUCCGAGGGUAGUGACGCUGCUGCUGAUGGCAGUGAUGAACGAAAUGCGGCCAAUGGCCAGGCCGUUAAGGGUGACAGUAAUGACAACAGUCAGGCGCUGGAUAGUGAAGAUAGUGCUGCUGCAUUACAACAGUUACAUGCAGCCGCUGCAGCAGCUGCCUUGGCUCAUACCGGAGGUUAUCCAAGACCAAAUUUAAAAGUCGAAUCGUCAGAUGUCUAUCAAAUUGUCGAUGUUAUACGUCGCAAUACAAAUUUAAGUUUUGAUUUAUCCUGCGAAGCGUUGCGUGUUGUUCUAACCAGUUUAGAGCAAUUGUAUAAUGGUGCUAUUAAUCCCUAUCUGGAAGCGGUGGCCAUACAUGUUACCGAAAAGGUAGAAACGCCCAAGGAGCUACUCGGUAUGACCCACGAUGCCAAGAAAUUGCAAUAUAUAUUUUCACAGCUGGCUGAUUGUAAAAAUGAUUCGGAACAGCGAACAUGGAUGUUGUAUGAGGAUGAAGAUGAUAUUGUGCAAUUCUUGGAGGAUCUUAUUGAUAUAUUGAGCAAUGCUGAUGAAACCAUUUGCUGUUAUGAAAUGUCCUGUGACCAAUAUCAGGCUUUGGUCAAUCUAGUACAAUACUAUCAAAUGGAAACACGUUGGAACAUAAAACGUCUCUUGCUGAAAACUUUUACGGCCGCCUGCCACUUGGAUCACAUUAUUGUCGAUAUCCUAUUGACUUCGGUAUUGCCUUUGGAAAUUGUUGAAGAUAUGAAAACGAAUUUUGCGAAUUUAGAUCGUUUUAAGCAGCUAGUCAAAAUGUUAACAAUUAUAUUUUCAUUGGGCCAACCGAUGCCAGUUAAUCAUCAGGAUUAUCUUGGCGUUCAUUUUGCCUCAUUCCUGCUGGAAAUUAUCGAAGGCAAUAAUCCUGAAAUACUCGUUGAUAUGGUUAUAUCAUUGGUUUUAGCUUUUAAUUUGCAAUUUAAUGAUAGCAAUCAUAAUGUUGUGGUCGAAGCAAUGCAAACAUUACCCUCAGCGAAAGUGUUUACCGAGAAGAUACUAUUGCUAUUGAAUCGUGAAGAGGAUCCUAUUAAACUGCUAAAACAUUCAACGGAUUGCAUGAAUUCAGUAUUGAAAAUGUUCAUUGAUAUCUUCAGUGUUGCGGAGACGGCAGCAAUGUUCUAUACCAACGAUACUAAAGUAUUAAUUGAUAUUAUUGUUAGACAGCUGACAGAUUUAUGUGCUGGAAAUCCGAUGAGACGUUGUUAUUUGGAAUUGUGUCGAAGAAUUCUACGCAACACCGACUACCAGGAACAUCAGCAUCGUAAACAAGAUUUUAUGAAAAUCUUUACACGAAUAUUUUGUGAGGAAACCGAAUGCAGUGCCUCCGAUCAGAAAUUGGUCCGUGAAAUAGCCAAUGAAUUUCCACAGAUAUUUAAGGCUUAAAUUUAUAAAAAAAAC